AUGCAUGACGCACUCCGUCCGCUCCGGCCAAUCCUCAACCCGUACACCCACGGCCGCCCGUACAGCACUGCGUCGGCACCCAAAGCCAGAGCCUUGAUUACCGACAGGACCGAGAGCGUCGAGCGCCGAAAUCGACCCGUCGACCUGACGCCCACCAUGGUUGCUCACCACAAUGCCGUUGGCGCCGGCCGCGACGGCCUCACGUGCGUCGUCGGGAUGGACAAUUCCCUUCACCGCGAUCGGAAGUGUCGUCCACUGGCGAAGUUUCGCGAUAUCCGCGAUCCGCACCGCGUGAUUGCCGAACAACGACACCCACGUGAGAACCGCGAUCUGCAGGGCUUCUGCACUCUCCUCGGGAGGCGUCGCCAAUUUGGCGCGGAACACCGGAUCCGACAGAUAGUUGGCAAUACCCUUCGCCUGCAGGAACGGAAGGUGACCGAGCUCGAGAUCCCUGGACGCCAACCCAUACCGGGAGUAUCGGCAGUCAGGACGAUAGCCUUCGCGCCCGCCGUCUCCGCCCGACGGACAAACGACUCGGCAAGCUCGUCGUCGGCCGGCCAGUACAGCUGGUACCACCAGUUAUCGCCCGAGGCCGCCGCUACGUCUUCGAUGGUCGAAGACGCCGCCGUCGAGAGAAUCGAUCCGAUCCCCAACUCGGCAGUGACCGAACCGACCGCAACCUCGGCGUCGUCGUGGACCAAGCCGAGCACUCCCACCGGAGCCGUCAGAAUCGGUGCGGCCAACCGCGUCCCCAACACCUCGACGCUCAGAUCGCGCGCGUCGGGCGCCGCAGUCCCCGCAACAUCCGCGGCACGAUCGCAUGCUUGUCGAACGCCCGCAGAUUCGACACCGCGGUCCGUUCGGUCGACGCGCUACCGGCGAUGUACCCGAAAGCCUCUGGUGAGAGUUGCUUCGCGCGCGGCAUCUUCCAAGCCCGCCGCAGUCAUCGGCAAGCCGGCUUCGCGCCGCUCAGUCCCUCACGUCCGCGACGGUAGCGGCAAAACACCCGUCAGCGGGGAGAUUGCUAGCGUCGUAUCCAUGUACGCCAUAACGAUCGAUCAGCCCGGCGGUCCUGAGGUCAUGAAAUGGGCGCAGCAGCCCGAUCCUGAACUACCUCGCGGGCAUCGUACUCGUCGAGGUCGCCGCGACCGCAGUCAACCGCGCCGACCUGCUCCAACGUCAAGGCUUCACCGCCGCCGCUCGGCGAGUGACAUUCUCGGCCUCGAAUGCUCGGGUGUGAUCACCGAACUCGGCGAAGACGUCACCGGUUGGUCCGUCGGCGACGAAGUCUCGCAUUGCUGGCCGGCGGUGGCUAUGCCGCGAGAAGGUUGCGGUCCCGGCAACACAACUUCUCCCGUUCCCGCGGGCGUCGAUCUCCGUGUCGCAGCGUCUCUGCCGGAAGUUGCGUGCACGGUGUGGUCGAACGUCGUAAUGCGCGGCGGCCUACGACGCGGACAGGUACUACUCGUCCAUGGCGGUGGCGGCGGAAUCGGCACCCACGCCAUCCAGGUCGGCAAAGCCCUCGGCGCUCCGCGUCGCAGUUACCGCGGGUUCGGAGGACAAAUUGAACCGCUGCCGCGAAUUGGGCGCGGAUAUUCUCAUCAACUACCGCGACAGCGACCACGUAGCAUCACUGCCGAAGCCACCGACAACCACGGCGCCGAUGUGGUUCUGGACAACAUGGGAGCGUCGUACCUGGCGGCAACGUCGACGCACUCGCCAUGGACGGCCACGUCG
Messenger RNA from Mesorhabditis spiculigera, 1737 nucleotides. NCBI's taxonomy places the organism in Eukaryota, Metazoa, Nematoda, Chromadorea, Rhabditida, Rhabditidae. The record is from the annotation of a GenBank genome assembly.